UAAGUGGCAGAGAAAUGUAACCUUAAAUAAUGUCACGUGAACAUGUUUACUUCUACCCGCUUUCAUGGUAUCUAUCACCAACUUAGGUUCCCAAAUUCUUCACAAUAACUUCCGAUUCAAUAAUUUAUCAAUCUUUGCAUUCCUCUAUUGAUUGAUCUGCAGUGAGUAGGAUUGAUUGCUUGUGCUUCAGUUGCCUUUGGAUUUUCGAAGCAUUUCUUCUCUAGAUCCACGCCAAGGUUCCAUUUACCAGCUCUAUACUAUAUGCCUGCAGUGAUUGAUUGAAGCAAGAUAAUGGAUAGAGUUAUGAGGCAGAAGAGAUUUAAAUCUAUAAACAACUGCUCUCAUUCUGACUCAUCAUGCAACAAACAAGAAGCAUAUGAAUAUUAGGCAAUGCUCAAAUAGUAGUAAUAAGAGUUUUAUUCUGUUCUCAGAGCUCUCUCAAGACUUGAUGCUUCCUAUCCUUACUUUGCUUCCUUUUAAGUGUCUUCUUAACUCUGCAAGGUACGUCUCCAAAUCUUGGGCCACUGCUAUCUCAGCCUACCUACCUCUUAAACCACCUGGUCUUUACGUUUUCAAGACCAACUCAACGACAAAUUCUUAUUUCUUGAAUAUUCAAGAUCAUGUUAAUUGACAACCUGAAAGGAUUACUUUGGGAACACCUUCCAAAAUGGGACUUGUAAUGGCUACUUGUCAUGGCAUUUUACUGCUUUGUACUUUUUCUACACUAACUUUUGCAGUAAACCCCAUCCUUAAGUGCUGCUUUAGAAUUCCAAAUCCACCCACUAAUUCAAAAUGCUUCAUUUCUAAUCGAUCUACUAUAGCACGCGUUCCUCGCACUGCCAAUUUCAAGUUGUUUGUAGCAGAUGUCCUAAAUGUUUUGGGGGUCAAUUGGUAUGUUUUCUACGUCCUAACAAUUGGAGUUGAUAACACAUGGAAAGAGAUAGCUAGAAAAAAAGCUAUCGACCUUAAAUGUUAUUUUCUAUGGGAUCCCGUUUAUAAUGGAGAAAAUGAUAUUUAUUGGAUAACAAGGGAUGGAGUGACUGUGAUGGAUGUUGACAGGGAAAUUAUUAUAAGAGAGUAUCCACUCCCCCCUCCGCGAGUGGAUUAUGCUCCGAUUGGGAUUUUUUCAUGGAUGGGAGACCGUCUUUCUUGCAUUGUUUUGGUUAAAGGUUUUAGUAGUGCUGGUGCAUAUCAAAUCUAUGCUUUGGAUUUGGAUUUAGGAAAAUGGACUCUUUAUCAUGAGAUGGGGCCUUUUGAUUAUGGGGCUAUUUGUGGCCACGAACUGGAUUUUGAUAUUAAUAUCAGCAUACUGGGCCUGAGGUUUCGUUUCUGGAUCAACGACCAAAUUUUCUUUAUAGCACUUAUCGAUUCAUCAAUAAAUCGAAAAUCAUUUUCAGGCGUUAAAAAGAUAAUUUUCUGUUACAAUGUCAAGACUAGACAACUGACAAAGAUUGAUGACAUUAUAGUGGGCCAUUUUGAAGCAUGGCUUCAUACAAAUACUCUAGUUUCAUUGCCAAGUACUCCAACAUAGCUAGGUUUCCUGCUAUAAAAUAUGCGCUAUAUAUUCAGUAGUAUUUAUAUUUGUCUUGGUUGGCCCAACCAGAAAAAUAAGUAUUUAUGUUUCUAUUUAAUUAUCAUGUACAUGGACUAUGGCCAACCCAAAGGUGAAGUUUUAAGGGGUUGUUUUAAUUUAUUUAUCAUCAAACUUGUUGAAAACAAUUGAUGCACGCUUGCCUGGUUUUUAAAUCUCAGUUAUUUACUUCAUUGCAAUGUUUAAA
Medicago truncatula (barrel medic) is the source of this 1778-nucleotide messenger RNA. RefSeq lists its product as uncharacterized. The record is from RefSeq and is a predicted model, not a curated record. The transcript has 2 exons. NCBI's taxonomy places the organism in Eukaryota, Viridiplantae, Streptophyta, Magnoliopsida, Fabales, Fabaceae. Bases 668 to 1531 code for a protein of 287 amino acids.